Molecule: messenger RNA, 2585 nt
Organism: Xylaria bambusicola
Lineage: Eukaryota; Fungi; Ascomycota; Sordariomycetes; Xylariales; Xylariaceae
Exons: 2
Coding region: 193-2562 (789 amino acids)
Biological process (GO): regulation of DNA-templated transcription
Molecular function (GO): DNA-binding transcription factor activity, RNA polymerase II-specific; RNA polymerase II cis-regulatory region sequence-specific DNA binding
Source: RefSeq, a predicted model, not a curated record
CGCCAUGAUUCCUGUCAUUGCGACGAUUGGAUACGCGAGGCAUUUGUAUAGCCUAUCCAAGAUUCGAAUCCAUCGCUAACAAUGGACGCGCUCGCAGUUUCGGACCCAAUUGAUAGGCCAUACUAAUAAUUUCGACAACUAACAUCUAUCGACGACAACAGCAACCCCCGUCCGGACUCAUCUCCCAUCAUAAUGCUGUCCAAUCCGCCACAGAGCGGUCUUCACGCCAGAAACCGACAACACAGACGACAAAACUCAACGCCCACAGGAUACGACACAAUGAAGAUCGCCACAAAUCUGCCCAACAUACAGCCGAGCCCCCUGCGCCCACAGCACACCCAGUAUCAACAGCAGCGCUCCCGAGUAGCCCACCGCCGAGGCAUGAGCCUCGAUACUCGGCGCCAGAUGCUGUCGCAGAAGAGGCAGAGCUAUGGCAUGGUAAGUAAUACUAACAACAGCACAGGAUCAGCAACCACACCACAGCAUGUGGUGCGAGAAGCGCAGCAGCAACGCAUAGCACGCCCGGGCCCCCAGCAAGCGUACGCGAACUUGGCAACCGACGAGAACUACCUGGUGUCGCCCGGCGCGACACCCCAGCUCCAAUGCUUUGAUCAGCAGUGGACUGAUGGCCUUCCACUCCCCAGUGACCUGUCCAUGGUAUUUGACAUGUACCCUGGAUCCAUGGAUGUCAUCAUCAAAGAACAACAAGAUGGCUAUCCCAGCAGCUUAGAUUCCCCUGAUUUUGACUUGUUUCCCCAGAGCGCCAUGUCUACCCCAACCAUGAUGAACUUCCAGGAUAGCAUGAAUGGUGUCCCUGGCUGGCUGGCUGACAACAGUGCUGCUCAGUUCAAGCGGAGAGUCAGCAACGGGAUCGCGGAUAGAGUAAGCAAAUUCGAGAAUCUGAGUCAAGAGCCGUUACAACGGCCUCUUACACCACCAAAACAGAAUGAAAUAGAUUAUUUCCCAAUGACCCCUAUGGAGACGCCUCAAGUAGGAAGUUUUGAGCAGACGCAACCUCCUCAACGAUUUGUUGAGGGAUAUGAUGAAUCCAACGAGGAGACCGUAAAGCCUAUACGGCAGAAAGCUAACCGGCGGUCGCAAACUAUCUUUGACGAAAUGCGGCAAGCAACUGAGUCGUUGACGAUAGUACCGGAAACGCGGCGUGCCAACACCAUGCCCACAAACGCCUCAGCUGUCCAACCUGCAACUUCUGUGCCGGAAUACUUGGCUAUGAAUCACUCAUCAGAUACCGAUCUCCGCAUUGAUACCAACAAUGACGGGUUCCAGGGUCCAUCGUACCCAUCCAGCGCACGCUCCGAAUACUCACAGCACAUGUCCCCCGUCACCCCCAACAUGAACAAAUUCGAAGCCUUCGACUUCAGCAACCCCGAGUCUGAUCCCCAGGCUAUAUCAAACGACAUGCUUUCCGACGUCGCUUCAUCCUCGGCCACCGAGAAACCAUCCAGCCAGACAUCUCACCACCGGCGCACAGAAUCCGUCGCAUCUCUAGCUAGCGCCGCAAGCAUUGCCACCAUAGACAUAGAGAGCACCAAGACCGUCACGGGAAUCACGCUCGAAGACAUCCAGCAAUACAUCGAGGGCCCCGAUCCGAAGGACAACAAAUGGAUAUGCACCUUCGAAGACUGCAACAAGAAGUUUGGGCGCAAGGAGAACAUCAAGUCCCACGUCCAGACCCAUCUCAACGACAGACAGUUCAAAUGCCCCGCGUGCCAGAAAUGCUUCGUGAGACAACACGAUCUAAAGCGCCACGCGAAAAUACACACGGGGAUCAAACCAUAUCCGUGUCUCUGCGGGAAUAGCUUCGCGCGCCACGACGCGCUGACCCGGCACAGGCAGAGGGGCAUGUGCAUAGGCGCCUUCGAGGGGUCCGCCCCGAAGAACGCCAAGCGCGGACGGCCGCGGAAGCCGAGGCCGGAAAACGAGGAGCGCAGAGAGAAGGCGUGCAGGACGAGGAGGAAGAACAAGAGCGUUUCCUCGGUGUCCUCGAUAGGCACGUGCUCCGACGUCUCGGCUGCUACGUCGCCCGAGGAAGAGAUGAACGAGUUUGACCUCAUGGAGGACGUGAUGGAUGUCUCGCUGGGCGGAACCACGUUGAACCCGAGCAGUCUCCAGUCCAUGGGGUCGUCGGCGCCGAUGCCCGCGCUCGACGCUGCGUCGCCUUCGAGCAUCCAUUCGUAUUCCUCGCGGGCCACGCCCCAUUCAUCCGCGGAUCUAUUACCCCCUCACCAUUCCCCGUCCUCGCCCGCCAGAAGUAUUACCAGCGCCGUCAACGACCCGCCUGAACUCACGGACGACUCAUCGCCGCUGGCGACGCAGUACUUCGACAUGUCUGAGCCCGGCCUGGACGCCAUGAUCUCCUCGGCGUCCGACAUCUCUUGCAUUCCCACCCUGGGAGGAUCGAACGAGAGCAGUCUGAUACUCGAGUGCGACAUGUUUGGCUCCUCUGCCUCUGCUUCUGCCGCGGAUGUCGCGAAGUUCGAAGACGCGUAUGAUGGCGUUGAUAUGUUCACUAGUCAUGAUGAUCUCAUCUUUGGACAUUAAUAGCGAAGCUUUUGUAAUUUUUU